Molecule: messenger RNA, 1362 nt
Organism: Malassezia restricta
Lineage: Eukaryota; Fungi; Basidiomycota; Malasseziomycetes; Malasseziales; Malasseziaceae
Exons: 1
Coding region: 1-1362 (453 amino acids)
Source: RefSeq, a predicted model, not a curated record
AUGCACCAACUCUGCACAGCAUGGUUCAAGAGGUCAACAGCAUCGUGUCUGCGCACAGCUACUGCCACAUAUGCUACAUCACACGGUGCCAAAAGUAAAAAUGCACCUCCUCAAAGUGUGAUCAAUUUUCGAAACAUGCAACGAAGGCGCGGCGGUGCGUUUUCCAAGAAUGUGCGCGUACAUCGGAAAUCACGACACAGUCCUGAGGAUCAGCUGCGUCAACAUAUGUUUGAAACGUCGCACAAAAUAAAAGAGCUAUCGAGUACGGAGGAUAAUCCGAUGCAGCUGUUCAAAGGUGCUGAAUCUAUUCUCCAUGAGGGUAUGCAAGGAUGGCGUGCAUUAGCUCGUUCGAUGCGCGCAAAGCGCAUAUUGGAUGGACAUCCGACGCCUCAGCUGAGUGCCCCAGCUUGGAACCAAGUCAUGUUGCUCGCUAUAAAUGCAGAGAGUCCCACUGCUGCAUGGCAUCUUUUUUGCGAUAUGAAGAAGGAGGGUGUUCGACCUACGCCUCGCACAUUCGCUGGUUUUUUUCAGGCUCUAACACGUAUGAUACGCGCGCACAAGCUUGAAACCAUAAGUUCAGAUGUAUGGAAAGAACGACUAGACAAAUUAUACCUUGGAUUGACGCAGCUUCAUGCAUUGAUGGGCGAGGGAAUGUUACCUGACACGGACGGUGCUGGAACAUCAGACGCACACUUUAUGGAUAAAGAUAUAUCAUCUUUGGCCACAGCAUACCGAAUGUAUAUAUCACUUCAAUAUGCUCUUGGAAGAUAUCAAAGUGCGAUGGAAGUGUUUGAUACCGUUUGCCCCGAUCCAUACCGAACCGAGACACUACUGGAGGAGCAUGACCAUCUUCUUCGUUCUCAUUUUGCCACGGUCGAAACAUACACCAGCAUGGUCCGUGAUCUUGGAAUUUGUCGUGCCAUGCCAAUGAAUCUUCGCCAGCAAAAGAUCCGGCAAAUAUGGCGACGUUGGCAAGAUGAAAUGGUAUUGACCAAACGGCGCAAGAAAGCGCAAGAAUGGCUCGAUGCUACGGCAAUCAAGACUCUGGUGUGGACGCUAUCGAUCGGAAAACCAGCAACACAUGUGCGUGAUGUGUGUGCACUGUUGGGCACGUACAUGGGUAUUCCGUUUCCGCCGACACAGGGUAUGACAGAUUUCAUGCCUGUGUCGAAGCCCGUCAGAUUCACUGAUCCAAGACUGCUGGUGGAUGUCAUGGUCUUUUUUGACGAGCGCAAAAUGUACCAACAUGUGAUUUGUUGUUUUAACUUUGCCGAGCAAAACAAGCAUGGUUCGGUGGAUCCCCAGAGAAUCCCGGAGGCAUUGACUCUGGUACAAAAGGCCCAUCAAUGUUUGAUGACCUAA